Molecule: messenger RNA, 1362 nt
Organism: Panicum hallii
Lineage: Eukaryota; Viridiplantae; Streptophyta; Magnoliopsida; Poales; Poaceae
Product: adenylyl-sulfate kinase 3-like
Exons: 7
Coding region: 120-1031 (303 amino acids)
Biological process (GO): sulfate assimilation
Molecular function (GO): adenylylsulfate kinase activity; ATP binding
Source: RefSeq, a predicted model, not a curated record
UUGGCACACACAUUCGUACACCACACCCGUGUGUGUAGCGUGUAAGAACCGGGUAUAUAUAGCGCGCGUCCGACGCCGACCACCGAACGCCGCCGGCGUCCGCGCCCUUUCUUCCCGCCAUGCUCGCGAGGGCUCCUCCGCGGCCGUCCUCCGGCGCCGCCGGUGACGCCGUCCGGUGCCGCCACGACGACGCGCCGAGCAGGAGGCCGUGGGCGGUGCCCGCUGGCCGCGCGCGCGGAGGCCAGCGACGAGCUGGCGCCGUCAAGCUCGUCGCGGCGAGGACGGCCGUCGUGGCGGCGUCCGCCGGGGAGAGGAGGUCGGCGGGGCCUGAGCCGGUGGCCGCGGCGCCGGCGGACGGGGCGAAGCUCGCCAAUGGGUCCGCCGUUGCAGGUAUCAGCAAGCUUGUGACCUCAACUGUUGGGAAAUCGACAAAUAUCCUGUGGCAUGACUGCCCCAUAGGGCAGACAGAGAGGCAAAAGUUGAUGAACCAGAAGGGUUGUGUCGUGUGGAUCACUGGACUAAGUGGUUCGGGAAAGAGCACGCUCGCAUGCGCGCUGAGCCGGGAGUUGCACUCCAGAGGUCAUCUGACAUAUGUUCUUGAUGGGGACAACCUAAGGCAUGGGUUGAACCGGGACCUCAGCUUCAAAGCAGAGGACCGUGCCGAAAACAUACGCAGAGUAGGAGAAGUAGCAAAGCUAUUCGCAGAUGCCGGCCUGAUCUGCAUUGCUAGCUUGAUAUCACCUUACAGAAGUGAUCGUAGCGCAUGUCGAAAUUUACUGCCCAAGUCUUCAUUCAUAGAGGUAUUUUUGAAUGCCCCAAUUGAGGUGUGCGAAGGGAGGGAUCCAAAAGGCUUGUAUAAGCUUGCCCGUGCUGGCAAAAUCAAAGGGUUUACUGGAGUUGAUGAUCCUUAUGAACCACCAUCUGAUUGUGAGAUAAUGAUACAAUGCAAAAUUGGGGAUUGCCCUUCACCUAAAUCAAUGGCUGAUCAAGUGGUGUCAUACCUCGAAGCGAAUGGAUUCUUACACGACUAGAGGUCAAUGUUUGUGAUGCAUCGUCAGAGCACGGGAUCGCCAAUAUAAUGCUAGAUAUCUAUGUCCUUGCUGAUGAUGUAUCACACUUGAGAUCAUGUGGUUGACAAAAAUUUCUAGCAACCUGUCUAUGUGCAUAGCUUAUGGCUGACUGUGAUGGAACACGUUUAUGUCAGAUGCAGCAGUGUAAAAUGUAAAGGUGUAUGGUUGUGAGGUCAAUUGGAUUGUUUGUCACAAAACCAGAAAAUGGACCAUGGAAGUUUUCUUCCUGGGGACCAAGCGCCUGCUUGGUUAGUAAAGGGUGCUUUCAAGCACUAGCCUACACAGGCUCAAA